This is a messenger RNA of Tupaia belangeri chinensis (Chinese tree shrew), 2530 nucleotides long. It is a transcript of the gene PIGR, whose product is annotated as polymeric immunoglobulin receptor. Gene Ontology annotation, cellular component: plasma membrane. Gene Ontology annotation, molecular function: transmembrane signaling receptor activity. Bases 188 to 2506 code for a protein of 772 amino acids. The record is from RefSeq and is a predicted model, not a curated record. NCBI's taxonomy places the organism in Eukaryota, Metazoa, Chordata, Mammalia, Scandentia, Tupaiidae. The transcript is spliced from 11 exons.
CACCGAGCACAGUUUCGGUUUUGGCAGCAGCACCCAGUGCCCUGCUGGCAGCUUCUAGAGAGGCAGGGGUUACAAAGUGGCCGGAGGGCUGUGCCCCUGAAACCGGAUCAACGGGAGAGAAGGAAGUGACUUAAUCAUCUCACGCAAGAAGUGGAUCUGGUGCCGGCUCCCACAGGAGCCACCUGCAAUGAUGCUCCUCUUGCUCACCUGCCUGCUUGCUGUCUUCCCAGGGGUCUCCAUGAAGAGUCCCAUAUUUGGUCCCCAGGAGGUGAGAAGUGUGGAGGGUAAGUCGGUGUCCAUCAGGUGCUUCUACCCACCCACCUCAGUCAAUCGGCACACCCGGAAGUACUGGUGCCGGCAGGGAACCAGUGGCCGCUGCAGCACCCUCCUCUCCUCUGAGGGCUACGUCUCCGAGGACUAUGCAGGCAGAGCCAACCUCACCAACUUCCCAGAGAAUGGCACAUUUGUGAUGGACAUUGCCCAACUCACCCCGAAAGACACUGGGCACUACAAGUGUGGCCUGGGCAUCAGCAGCCGUGGUCUGUUCUUCGAUGUGAGCCUGGUCGUCAACCAGGGUCCCCAAGAUGACACUCAAGUCUACACAGAAGACCUGGGCAAGACAGUGACCAUCAACUGUCCUUUCAAGCGUGAGAAUGCAGGGAAGAUAAAGUCCUUGUACAGAAAGACUGCCAAUGGCGAAAUGCUAGUCACUGACACCAAUGGUUAUGUGAAUGAAUACUACAAAGGGAGAAUACGCCUAACUCCUACGGGUACCAGCCAAUUGACGUUCAGCGUUACCAUCAACUACCUCCGGCCUGGUGAUUCUGCCACGUACUUUUGCCGCACUGGGCAUGAUUCCAGUGAUGUUAAGAAUGUCGUCCUCGAAGUGCGAAUGCCUGAGCAUGAGCUGGUUUAUGGAGACCUGAGGGGUUCAGUGACCUUUGACUGUGCCCUACGUCCUGUGGAGAAAGAUAUGGCCAAGUAUCUGUGCCGAGUGGGCAAGGAGCAAACCUGUGAAGUGCUCAUCAACACCCUGAAGAAGAGGAAUCCCGCCUUUGACGGCAGAAUAGUCAAGGACGAAAAUGGUCUCUUUAGUGUGUCGAUUGCAGGCCUGAGGAAGGAGGAUGCAGGGGAGUACCGGUGUGGAGCAAACCCUGGUGGUCUGCCGCAGGAAGCUGAAACUUACCAGGCUUGGCAACUCUUUGUCAAUGAGGAGACCGCGAUCCCAAACCGUCCCUCUGUGGUGAAGGGAGUGACAGGAGGCUCUGUGACCAUGCUCUGCCCCUACAACCCCAAGGGAAGCAACAGUCUCAGGUCCUGGUGUCAUUGGGAAGAGGCUAACUGCCCACCGUUAGUGAGCACCACAGGGCUGGUUAAUAAACAGUAUGAUGGCAGGCUUGCGCUCUUCGAGGAGCCAGGUAACGGCACCUACACAGUCAUACUCAACCAGCUCACCACCCAAGAUGCUGGCUUCUACUGGUGUCAGACUGAUGGAGACCAUCGCUGGAGCACCACAGGGGAGCUCAAGGUUGUUGAAGGAGAACCCAGUCUCAAGGUACCAGAGCACAUCACAGCUGUGCUGGGAGAGACCAUCAAGCUCUCCUGCCACUUCCCAUGCAAAUUCUACUCCUAUGAGAAAUACUGGUGCAAGUGGAGCAACAAGGGCUGCCAGGCCCUGCCCAGUGAAGAUGAAGGCCCAAGUCAGGCCUUUGUGAACUGCAACCAGAAGAGCCAGAUCAUCUCCUUGACCCUGAACCAAGUCACCAAGGAGAAUGAGGGCUGGUACUGGUGUGGGGUGAAGCAGGGCCACAACUAUGGAGAGACUGCCGCUGUCCAUGUGACCGUUGAAGAGAAGGGAAAGGGCUCCCAUGAUGUCAGCCCAGCAAAAGCAAACGCUCCUUCAGAUGUGGACCCAGCAAAUGCUGCUUCAGAUGUGGACCCAGCAAAUGCUGCUUCAGAUGUGGAUGUGGUAGAGCCAAGUGUCAGGAAGACUGGGAACAAAAUCAUUCAGGAUCCCAGGUUUGGUGCAGAGGAAAAAGUGGUGGAGGAGAGCAGAGACCAAGCCAGUGGUAGCAGAGGAUCCUUGGAUUCCAGCAGCUCCAAUGGGCAAGGUGGGAGCUCAAGAGUGCUGGUCUCCACCCUGGUGCCCCUGGGCCUGGUGCUGGCACUGGGGGCUGUGGCUGUGGGGGUGGCCAGAGUCCGGCACAGGAAGAAUGUUGACCGGAUUUCCAUUAGAAGCUACAGGACAGAUAUCAGCAUGUCAGACUUUGAGAACUCCCGGGAUUUUGGAGCCAAUGACAACAUGGGAGCCGCUCCAGUGACUCAGGAAACAUCUCUUGAAGGAAAGAAUGAAAUUCCUGCCACCACUGAGAGCAUCAAGGAGACUGAAGAACCCAAGAAGGCAAAAAGGUCAUCCAAGGAAGAAGCUGAUCUGGCCUACACAGCCUUCCUGCUCCAGUCCAACAACAUGGCCACCCAGGCCCAGGACAGACCCACAGAGGCCUAGAGAGCACCUGCAGCCUGUGCCCUC